GCCCGCGCAGGCGCGGCGUGGGGCGGCGGUGGCGAUGGGCGGGCGGCUGGCCCGCGCGUACUGGGCUUUCAACGUGGAGAGCCGCGCCCGCCGCGAGAUCAGCAAGGAGAAGCCCACGCCCGCGCCGCGGCACCCCACUGCUCGGCUGGACGAGCUGGCCGGCCGCCCAGAGGUACAGGAAGAAAUUUACAGAAAGGACGACAGGCUCCUGACCUUGUUAAAAGAUGUUUACGUCGAGUCCAGAGAUCCACUUGUGCCGGUAAAAGAUGGAGGUGGUGAACAUCUUCCAUGUAAACAGGAGGAAAAGAGACUUACAAAAGUAGGCCACUUGGGAGAUCUAGAUGUUAAGAAAGUUACCAAAGGCAAAAUUUCCAUUGUGGAGGCUCUGAUGCUUCUUAAUAAUCAUAAACUCCGUCCUCACAUAUGGACCGCAGAGAAAAUAGCAGUGGAAUACAGCCUGGAACUGAAGGAGGUCAACUCUCUUCUGGAUUUCUUCAUUCCUUUUGCUGUGAAGGAAUUUCCUAAAGAAACCAAAAAAGCUAUAAAGCCAACAUAAAAAUAAUUACCAAACCUUCUGUCAUCUCACUCGUGUCUUAAUUUUACUCUUGGAUAUAUUCAGUGUCUGAAAAAUUGGUAAUGUGUCAUUCAACAAGGCUGCUUCCUUAUACCAGUAGGAUGUAUUCAAACAAUUCCAUUCUGUACUGGAUGGCUUCAGUUAAAUGCAGCAAUUACAAGAUACAAUUUAUAAACCAGAAUAUAACUAAUAAGUUGUAUGAGAGCAUGUCACACAAUUAUUAUUAUCUCAUUCAUAUAUUACGAGUUCAGUUCAAACACUCAAAUUCUAGUGAGAACUUUAACAGAUUGCCUUUCUUAGCAGAGACUUUCUGACCUUCAGCUAAAUCAGUGCUCUGUGUAUAUUAGCUCUGUAGUUUCAUAGUACAGUGUUCUUUCAAGGACCUGCUGUCGAGGUGUGUGUAUAUACAAACAGCUGUAUUUCUUUUGUAUAAAACUGGAAUAGUAUUUAUACUUUGUAAAGAAGGUUAACUGCAAGAUUGUUUGGGAAAUUCAGCUGUGUCAAACUUAAAAUAAAAGGGUGGUGAAUAGCAA
Molecule: messenger RNA, 1107 nt
Organism: Tyto alba (common barn owl)
Lineage: Eukaryota; Metazoa; Chordata; Aves; Strigiformes; Tytonidae
Gene: NDUFAF4
Product: NADH:ubiquinone oxidoreductase complex assembly factor 4
Exons: 3
Coding region: 35-556 (173 amino acids)
Biological process (GO): mitochondrial respiratory chain complex I assembly
Cellular component (GO): mitochondrion
Source: RefSeq, a predicted model, not a curated record